Messenger RNA from Cloeon dipterum, 1821 nucleotides. RefSeq names its product ankyrin-3-like. The coding region runs from base 1 to 1821 and encodes 606 amino acids. Gene Ontology annotation, cellular component: nucleus. NCBI's taxonomy places the organism in Eukaryota, Metazoa, Arthropoda, Insecta, Ephemeroptera, Baetidae. The record is from RefSeq and is a predicted model, not a curated record. Gene Ontology annotation, molecular function: protein binding; transcription cis-regulatory region binding. Gene Ontology annotation, biological process: positive regulation of transcription by RNA polymerase II. The transcript has a single exon.
AUGGACUCGUUCAUGAGCGAGCGGAACAUAAUUCACUUCAUCGAAAAGACAACAAAAGGUCUGACCCUGCUGAUGAUCGCAGCCAGGGAUGAGAACCUGGAAAGCUGCCUCGCUCUCUUGAAAAGUGGAGAAAGUGCUGAAGUGAGGACAAACUUUGGCGUGACGCCUCUUCACUUCGCGGCCUUGAACAAGAAAAACGGAAUCGAAAUCGUCUGGCACCUCACAACCCAGGAGAAACAAGACGUGAAGCAAAAGGACGUGGAUGGCGAGGAAGCGAUUUUUUACGCAGUCAGGGUGGGAAACUUCAGGGUGGCGCAGAUCCUGCUUGAGCUGCGAGAAAAGACAAACAAUAAUCUCUUGCAUUUUUGUAUAACUCAAAAUAGAUCUGACGACGUCGCUCAGAUAAUUCACGCGUGGAACCCGAGUUUAAUUAAAGAGGUCGACUCAAAUAGGAGAAAUGCCCUUCACCUGGCAGCUCAGUUCGCCGACCUGAGAGUCUGCAAGUGGCUGAUUGCCGCGGGCAUCGACGUAUCAUCAAACAGCUUUUUAGGGACAGCCUUGCACCGCGCACCGUUAAAUAAAAACCACGGAUUGGAAUUAGUUCGGUUUUUCGUCUCAAAGAAACUAGACUUAAAUAAAAAAUCAGAGAGCGGAUUUGUGCCUUUGGAUGCAGCUCUUGCAGAGGAAAAUAUUGACAUUGCUUCGGAACUGCUGAGACUCGGCGCCACUUUGCACAUAAAAGACCAUAAUUUUUUGCUGCAUUGCGUAUUGGUCAACAAGCUGAAUUGCGUCAAGUUCAUUCACGGAUUCGAUAAAAGUCUGAUCAGAGGUGAAGCCGCACUUCACAUAGCGGCGGAGUUUGCUGAUCUAGAAAUGUGCCGGUGGCUCGUGGAAAACGGCGUCCGAACGGAUUCUUUGAAUGGAAAAUGGCAAACCUCAAUUUUGCAUCACGUCGGCUACAACAAGAGGCAUGGAACUCAGCUAGUUCGGUAUUUUUUCCACUUGGGUCUCGACAUGAACAAGCAGGACUUCUAUGACUUCACUCCUUUAAGCUACGCUUUGGGAGACAAAAAUUUUGAUGUGGCAGAGGAAAUGCUGAUAUAUGGGGCCGAUUUCUACGCGAUAAACGAUGGCAUGAACAUUUUCCACGUCUGCAUAAUGGAAAACAAUUUAGAAGGCGUCCAAUUCGUGCUCUCAAAGGAGCCAAAAAUAAUGAAUUCACUCGGGAAAGAUGGGACGAAUGCCCUUCACAUCGCAGCGGCUUUCGCAGAUUUAAAAAUGUGCCAGUGGCUGUCAUGCGGAGAGAAAUUCGAUGUUUUGUCCCUGAGUAAGGAGAUGCGAAACACGGUCCUUCACUACGUCGCAAUGAACAAAAAGUUUGGAAAAUCACUCGUCCCUUUUUUCGUUUCCAAGGUAGUGAAUGUGAAUGAGAAAAAUAUUUUCUCACUCUCGGCCUUUUACGUUGCCCUCUAUAUGGAAAACAUCGCCGUGGCUGAGGAAUUGUUGAAGGCUGGUGCAGACAUGAAUUUAAAAUCGAAGCGCAACAACAAUGUCCUGCAAUUCUGCGCUCGUAAUAAUAAAAUCGUGAGUGCCAAAUUCGUGAUUGGAUUAAAUGAAGGGCUGGUCAGGGAGCCGACCUUAGGAGGGGUCACUGCCCUUCACUUGGCGACGAAAACGGUGGAUUUGGAGUUUUGCAAAUUUUUGGUCGAAAAAGGGGCCGAAAUAUAUGCCAAAGACUUUCUUGAGCGUUCGGUUUUGGUAUAUGUUCCGAGAAAGAACAAAGAAAAGAGGAACUUCCUCUCCUUGGGAGUUGGAAAUUAA